AAUUUUUUAUCCUCUGUUUUUACCGAGUUAAUGCAUGUAGGAUGGGGACAUCAUAUGAUCUGCAAUAAGAAAUACCACUCUAUGCUGCCGUCUAAGGAUACCGUCGCCGCUUUUUUCAACUGCGACGCUAAUUGCAUCGACCCAAAUCAUCCAUCCAAAGAAGAACUUAGUUUGGUGGAAUUACAGGGUCAUGUCAUGCACGGUGUGUUCCACUGCAAUGGGUUCGGACAUCUCUUAUGCAUCAAUGGGGUGGAGACUGGAUCUGACUUGGCCGGACAUCAAAUCAUGGACUUUUGGGAUCGUCUUUGCACCGGCCUCCGAGAUAGGAAAGUGAGUUUAUGUGACGUUUCAAAGAAACGAGGAAUGGAGUUGAGGCUUCUCCACGGACUGGCGAACGGCAAGUCAUGGUUCUGUCGUUGGGGAUACGAGUUCGGCCGUGGAUGCUACGGCGUUACCCAGCCGGAAACGAAAAUGGGGUUGAACGGCGUAGUGAAGAAAGGAAUGGGUUUGGGGGAGAUGGCGUUCAAAAAAGAGGGAGGAGUCAUCAACCGGUUUCCCGGCCACAUGGCCGCCGCCACCCGCGCCAUCCGCCAACGCCUCAAGGUCUCUGACCUCGUCAUUGAAGUCCGAGAUGCCUGAAUUCCAUUGUCCUCUGCUCAUGAAGAGCUACAGUCUCUACUCUCAACCAAAAGGAGUGUUAUUGCUCUCAACAAGAAAUAUUUAGCUAACCCGAAUAUCCUCAAUAAAUGGGUAAGAUCUUUUGAAUCAUGCAAGCAAGAUUGUCUUCCAAUAAAUGCACAUGGCAGAAGUUCUGUUAGAAAGAUAGCAAAACCAUGCUGCUUCAAGUAGUGAACCAAACUAUGUUAUCUGUUAUGAUGAAAGAAAGAGAAAAAAAGGGAAACAGAAUAUGCACAUGCCUUUCUGGCAUUUUUGUCAUCUGCUAUGUUUGUGCCCUAUUGUAAUUGUAAUUUAUACUGAAAUGCCUGCUUUUAUGCUCAUGAUUGGACUGUGUCUCCAUCCCAAAAAUAUCAAACAUCAAGUAUAUGGAUCAUUGGUAAUCAUUGCAUUUGUGCACAGAUUCAUUCAUUUGU
Molecule: messenger RNA, 1091 nt
Organism: Rubroshorea leprosula
Lineage: Eukaryota; Viridiplantae; Streptophyta; Magnoliopsida; Malvales; Dipterocarpaceae
Source: the annotation of a GenBank genome assembly